Messenger RNA from Callithrix jacchus (white-tufted-ear marmoset), 9513 nucleotides. It is a transcript of the gene HPS5, whose product is annotated as HPS5 biogenesis of lysosomal organelles complex 2 subunit 2. Gene Ontology annotation, molecular function: protein binding. Lineage: Eukaryota; Metazoa; Chordata; Mammalia; Primates; Cebidae. Gene Ontology annotation, biological process: developmental pigmentation. Gene Ontology annotation, cellular component: cytoplasm. The record is from RefSeq and is a predicted model, not a curated record.
CGGUGAGUUCCCCGGUGCUAAGCCGGGAGAUUAGAUCCCCUGAGACCUGCGAGGUACUGGCCUGGAUGUGGUGGAGCUGGGACCUCCUGGCUGCUAGUAUGUGAGCCUGGCUUUGAAAAUUGGUUACUGAGUUUCCUCUCGAGAUCUCAAGAUAUCAAAGUUACUGCUGCUAAAAAGGUGAGGAAUACUGUACCUAUCAUUCAACAAGUUUCAGCUUUCUGGCUAAAUGACUUUUGUGCCAGUGAUACCAGAGUCCUACAGCCAUGUUCUCGCAGAGUUUGAGUCUCUGGAUCCGUUACUCUCAGCCCUGCGGCUGGACUCCAGUCGUCUAAAGUGCACGAGCAUAGCCGUGUCACGGAAAUGGUUGGCUUUGGGCAGUUCCGGAGGAGGACUCCAUCUCGUUCAGAAAGAAGGCUGGAAGCAUAGGCUUUUUCUUUCACACAGGGAAGGUGCAAUUUCUCAAAUUGCCUGUUGUUUACAUGAUGAUGAUUAUGUUGCUGUAGCUACCAGUCAAGGUCUUGUAGUUGUUUGGGAAUUAAAUCAAGAGCGUCGUGGGAAACCAGAACAAAUUUAUGUGUCUUCAGAACACAAAGGCCGAAAAGUCACAGCGCUCUGUUGGGAUACAGCUAUUCUUAGAGUUUUUGUAGGUGAUCAUGCUGGGAAGGUUUCUGCCAUCAAACUCAAUACUUCUAAACAAGGAAAGGCAGCUGCUGCUUUUGUGAUGUUUCCUGUUCAGACAAUAACAACAGUUGACUCCUGUGUUGUACAGUUAGAUUAUUUGGAUGGAAGGCUACUUAUAUCUUCACUUACUCGAUCCUUCUUGUGUGACACCGAAAGAGAAAAGUUUUGGAAAAUCGGAAACAAGGAAAGAGAUGGGGAAUAUGGAGCUUGCUUCUUUCCUGGAAGAUGUUCUGGGGGCCAGCAACCUCUCAUAUAUUGUGCUCGCCCAGGAUCUAGGAUGUGGGAAGUGAACUUUGAUGGAGAAGUUUUAAGUACACAUCAGUUCAAGAAACUUCUCUCAUUGCCGCCUCUCCCUGUGAUUACUGUAAGAUCAGAACCUCAGUAUGAUCAUACAGUUGGAGCCUCUCAAUCUUUGUCUUUCCCUAAACUCUUACAUCUUAGUGAGCAUUGUGUGCUGACUUGGACAGUAAGAGGAAUUUAUAUUUUCAUUCCUCAGAAUGUUCAAGUACUUCUUUGGAGUGAAGUCAAAGAUAUUCAGGAUGUGGCUGUCUGCAAGAAUGAAUUGUUCUGUUUGCACCUAAAUGGGAAAGUCUCACAUCUCUCCCUGAUAUCUGUGGAGCGCUGUGUGGAACGCCUGCUAAGAAGAGGCCUAUGGAACCUGGCUGCUUGCACAUGCUGUCUUUUCCAAAAUUCUGUCAUUGCCAGCAGAGCAAGAAAAACUUUGACUGUAGAUAAAUUGGAGCAUUUGAAAUCUCAGCUGGACCAUGCCACCUACAGUGAUCUAAUUUCUCAACUGGAGGAAUUGAUCUUAAAAUUGGAACCUUUGGAUUCAGCUUGUAGCAGUAGAAGAAGCUCCAUUUCAUCACAUGAAAGUUUCAGCAUCUUGGACUCUGGUAUUUAUCGUGUCAUUAGUAGUAGAAGAGGCAGUCAGUCAGAUGAAGACUCUUGCUCUCUUCACAGCCAAACCCUCUCAGAAGAUGAGAGAUUUAAAGAAUUCAUCUCACAGCAAGAAGAGGACCUGCCAGAUCCGUGCUGUGGCUCACAUGCAAAUGAAGACAAUGUUUCUCACGCUCCAGUGAUGUUUGAGACAGAUAAGAAUGAAACUUUUCUUCCCUUCGGUAUUCCAUUACCAUUUCGUUCCCCAUCUCCUCUUGUGUCUCUUCAGGCUGUCAAAGAAAGUGUUUCUAGCUUUGUGCGCAAAACUACUGAGAAGAUUGGCACCCUUCACACAAGUCCUGAUUUGAAAGUGAGACCAGAGCUCAGGGGCGAUGAGCAAUCAUGUGAAGAGGCUGUGAGUUCAGAUAUCUACCCAAAGGAGGAAGACAUUGAGGAGGAUAAAGAGGUAACUAGUCUACCUCCGGAAGAAGACAGGUUCCAGGAGCUUAAAGUAGCAACAACACAAGCAAUGACCAAGCUACAGGAUCCUCUGGUUUUAUUUGAACCUGAGUCUCUGAGAAUGGUUUUACAGGAGUGGCUUUCACAUUUAGAAGAAGCAUUUGCCAUGAAGGACUUUUCAGCCGUUUCAGAUACUGACAACUCAUCCACGAAAUCGAACCAGGAUGUACUAUUGGUUAAUGAAUCAAAAAAGGGAAUAUUAGAUGAAGACAAUGAAAAAGAAAAAAGGGACUCUUUAGGCAAUGAAGAAACGGUUGAUAAAACAGUAUGUGAAUGUGUAAGGAGUCCAAGGGAGCCUUUGGAUGACCUGUUUCAAAUAUGUUCUCCAUGCACCAUUCCAAGUGGUCUUCAGAAUGACCUGGCUGAAUUGACAACAUUGUGUUUGGAGUUGAAUGUAUUGAAUUCUAAGAUCAAAAUCACCAGUGGACAUGUGGACCACACUUUGCAACAGUACUCUUCUGAGAUUCUGGCUUGCCAGUUCCUGAAGAAAUACUUUUUUCUACUGGACUUGAAAAGAGUGAAGGAGAGUAUCAAGCUUAGUUACACUAAUAGCCCUUCUGUUUGGGAUACUUUUAUUGAAGGAUUGAAAGAAAUGGCAAGUUCCAAUCCUGUGUAUAUGGAGAUGGAAGAAGGAGAUCUCCCAACAAGACUAAAGUUGCUAGAUGCUGCAGUUCCUUUUGACAGUCCUGUGUUGAUUGCUUAUGCUACUAGGUUAUAUGAGAAGUUUGGGGAAUCUGCCCUUCGAUCCUUAAUCAAGUUCUAUCCAUCCAUUUUGCCAUCGGAUAUCAUGCAACUUUGUCAUCGUCACCCUGCUGAGUUUUUGGCCUAUUUAGACAGUCUGGUGAAAUCAAGGCCCGAAGAUCAGCGGUCAUGUUUUCUUGAGUCCCUUCUGCAACCAGAGUCUUUAAGGUUGGAUUGGCUGCUUUUGGCAGUGUCCUUUGAUGCUCCACCGAUCACCAGCAUAAUGGAUGAUGAAGGUUAUCCCAGGCCUCAUUCACACUUGCUUUCCUGGGGUUACAGUCAGCUGAUCCUUCAUCUAAUUAAACUUCCUGCGGAGUUUAUAACCAAAGAGAAAAUGAUUGACAUCUGCAGGUCUUGUGGUUUCUGGCCUGGAUAUCUAACUCUCUGUUUGGAGCUGGAGAGAAGAAGAGAGGCUUUCACCAAUAUUGUGUAUCUGAAUGAUAUGAGCCUGAUGGAAGGGGACAAUGGUUGGAUCCCAGAGACUAUGGAGGAAUGGAAGCUUCUCCUUCAUCUCAUACAGAGCAAGAGCAUGAGGCCAGGCCUGCAGGAGUCACUAAAUAGGAGCCUCAGUGAUGGGCCUUCCCCCAUCAAUGUGGAGAACGUGGCACUUCUGUUAGCUAAGUCCAUGGGCCCAGAUCGGGCUUGGUCACUGCUACAGGAAUGUGGUCUGGCCCUUGAGUUGUCAGAGAAGUUUACCAGAACCUGUGAUAUCCUGAGGAUUGCUGAGAAAAGGCAGAGUUUCAGAGCCGAAGUUUGUCUCUCCUCCUGGGUCCUCCGUUCCUUGCAUACGUUCUGCACUUUGCCCUUUCUGCAUAUGUUCCUGCUCAACCCUGGCGUGGCUUUUCACCUGUUGCCUACCUGUAAGAUGUUGCUCAUCGUCUGCAGAAGUCUGACCUGCAGACCCUGACUCAACGACAGAUGAAUGAAUGCGCUCUCACACCAUUACUGCAAGUGGGCUAGGGAUGGCCAUUGACUGCUUUCAGAGGGUGAAAUGCAACCAAUCAACCCAGACCCUCUAUCUGUCCACACAUUUAUUCCCCCAAGAUUUUACAACAGAGGUUCUAAGUUAACACAUUUGUGGAUAAUUAAUAUGGUUAAAAGAGUAGUUAUAGGACUGAUAAAAGCUUUAGGUUCAGGGGCCCAGAGUAAAUGCUAUUAACAGGUAAUUCCCCUUUGAUCUUCCCCAGAGAGACAUCCAGCACAAAGUUAACAUGAGUAAACAGAGUAGAGAUGAAUGGGUGUGGGGUAAGCCUUUUGAUGGGUCUCUAUCUCUUUCUAACUUAAUGGACUGGCUGGCUGCCUUAGGCCUGCGGCAAUAAAACCUUUCAGCUUUCCAAAAGGUUUGAGACUAUAUAACUUUCCCUAUUUUCCAUAAUAUUUUGCUUCCACCCUGAGUGAACAGCAACAUUUCCUCCCUUGUUUUCAACAAUAUCAGGCUUUGCUAUCUGCCAGCCACUGAUUGGUUCAGCUGUGGGUCUGUCAGGUGAUGUGGUCAUUGCUUUUAUUCCAGCUUUGCAGCCUAGGAUUAAUCAAUAACAAGACAAUUAUGACUACAAUUAGCAACAGUUUCCAGCUAAAGAGUGACUUCCAGGAAUGGGGGGGGGUCUAACCAGGAGAGAGGAUCUUGCACACCUUUCCAUAUUUUUGACCAGAUUAUCCACAAAAGCAGCUGUUUUAUGGCUGAGAGUAUAAAAGCUAGAAGUGUAACUAUGAAUCUUUUAUAUUUGACCUGUAGUAUUACUUGGCAUUUCGGUUUACCGUAUGACAUUAAUGAGAAACUUUACUGGGGGUAUGUUAAUCUUUUUUAGUUAAGCAGUUGCCUUGUUAGAAGCUGUGAAGGGGGUGUUAGUUUGUUACAAACAGAAAAAUUGUGGAUUAGAAGAUGAGCUUGAUAGAGUGUAGCAAGUACAGGUUGCUGGCAAGGUGAAAGAAUAAAAAACAAAUCCUAAGCAGGAUUCGGUUAGUUUUUUGCGUUGUCCUCUUCAGCAUUCCUCAGGUGAAGUUUGGGGCUUCUGUGGUCUAACUAAGAAAGCUGCAUCGUCCCGCAGGGUUUCUCUCAGGCUGGCUUGAGUUUUUUCUUCUUUCCAUCCUUUAAUGAGGAUGCAGUCUUUUGGCUGGUGCUGGUGUGCUGGAAAUUCUAGUAGUUUUGCCUGUGCUAAGAGACUUAAUAAUUUUUGUAAAAGAACAGGUUAGUGCUUUAAGAAAAAUGUUGCCAGUACAGAAAAACUGGAUAUUUCUUUAACUUUUAACCAGUAUGUUUACACACAGAAUUCCUUUUACAAUUAAUGUUUUAAAACUUGCUUAGACCUUUAAAACAAAAUUUAUAUAACCUACUUGCAUAAAUUCCCUUCUAUAACAUUUUUCACAACUUUCACUGACAACCUGGACAUGCCUUAACAUCUUGUGACUGUUUUACAACCUGCCUUACCUCUUUCUUUUUCUCUCUCUCUUACUGAUUCUUUCUAUUUCUCUUUUUGAUUUUUCUGUUUCUGUCUGUGUUGGUUAAGCAGUGAUGUUAUCACUUGUAAGUCUGCUUGUUUAUUGCCAUAAACUAAUAGGCCAGGCAGUGAGCUGUGGGCUCAAAAUUAGACUUAAAGCUGCUUUAAGAUUUUGUAAUAGAUAAGCUGAGUAAGCCAAGUUACUUACUGUAUUUAUAAGCUGAGCAGAGAAAGUUUCUAAUGCUAGUAUCACGGCUUUAAUUUCAGUUCUUUAACUGCUAGCAAACUUAGAUUGGGUGAUUGAAUUAUGUGGUUUUUACCAGACUUUAGUUUUUCUUUGUUUACUUACCUAUUCAGCAAACAGUGUUAAAGCAUUAGGUACAGAGAAGGGCAAUACUGCUUUAAAUUGUUUUUUCCUUAAAGGAAUCUUGAUGAUAUUAGGAUUAACUUAACAAUUGACUGCAGUAAUCGUUCAAAUGGCAAGCUGAAAUUGGUAACAUGAAGUUUAAAAGGAAACUUGAAAAUAUCUCUAGAAGCAAAGACUCAAAGAAUAUACUUUAACCAUGUGCUUAAAAUUAUAGGCAGAAUAGCUUAAACCUUGCUGUUGAGUUUUAAGGCUGACCAAGUUUAUGGACUUUAAACUAGCAAACUGUUCUGAAAACAAUGAUUUCCUAGUUGAGCAAAGACUAUCUCUAAUCCAUCUUUCGUGCAUAUGUUUUCACCACACUCAGAUACAAACUUCUUUUACCUUUUGAGAAAUGGGUACAACAUUUUUACUUCUUAAUUCAAUAAUUAUUAUUUAACUUGGCUUAAAGGAUAAUGUGUAGUUUUACAUGCUUAGUUUUUAAUUGCUCUUUAACUUAUUUGUGGGCCUUUUUAAAAUAGCUGAUUGAAAUUUAUCAUCUAAAUUUACAAAAUUAAGGGUAAAUAAGGCUUGUGCUAAUGGUGCUGCCUUUAAGAUAGAAAACAGGUUUUGCAACUUAUCAAUCAGAAAAUUCUUUUCCAUUGAGGAGCAAGGCUAUAUGGCUGGCUUUUAAUUGCUUCUGUAAUUCAUGGGCUAGCUGUAAUUUCUCUCCAUUCAGAGAUUACUGCUUUACUUAAUUUGAAUUUUAAAAGAGCUACAUUAAGAGUAAGGUUGGAAUAACAACAGUGGCUAAUGUUAGCAAAAGGUUUUAAAAUCCUUAAAUUUUACUUACAUCUUAGCAGAGAAUUACAGUUUGGGAUGUUGCUCAUAUACAAAGAACACUGUGGGACAUCUGUGUGACCCCGCCCUGCUGCUGCUUGCUGCAUGCUGCUUUCGGCUUGCUCUGCUCCCUCCUCCUGCCCCGGCUGCGGCUGCCAGCCUGGGCGGAGCUUCCCUGCAGCAGAACCUUUUCUCCCUUUUUUUCCUUUCACUUGGCUUCGUGUCUUUAGCCUGAAAUGCCUUUUUCUUAUCUUUCCAUAUACAUACACCUGAUUGCCUUGCCAUUAUCAAUUACUGGGCAGGCUAAGAGUUUCUUUUGUAAUGCUGCUUGCUUAAAACAAUUUCCUAUAGCUGUAGCAUUUCCUUUGACCCUUUUCCUAUUUAUUAGAUGCCUCUGUGCAUAAUUCCUCCCGUGUUCCCAGAGCUUUACGUCCAGCGUGGAUCCCUUUACAGAGAUCCAUGGUCCUUGGGAAACAGCAGUUUGAAUUAAGUUUCUUAGUGGAGCUUGAUCCUGUUUCUCUUGCACUGAUAACUGCUGUCCCAUGCUGAAGCCCUAACCUGAAACAAUGCCUCCCCGAGCCUGGCAACUCCCAGUGGCUACCAAUGACUUUCUUCUACUUUACCUGACCUGACUGCAUGGCCCUCUUUACUCUCUGGUCUCGGGAGGUCUGCUGUUUCUUCUUUCCUUCUUCACGGUGAUAAGUCACCACCUGAGACGUUGCUCACCAUCUGUGGAAGUCUGACCUGCAGACCCUGACUCAACGAUGGAUGAAUGAAUGCACUCUCACACCAUGACAGUGUUUGAAGUGGGCUAGGGAUGGCCAUUGGCUGCUUUCAGAGGGUGAAAUGCAACCAAUCAACCCAGAUCCUCUGUCCACACAUUUAUUCCCCCAAGAUUUUACAACAGAGGUUCUAAGUUAACAUAUUUGUAGAUGAUUAUUGUGGUUAGACGAGUGUUAUACGGCUGACAAAAGCUUUAGGUUCAGGGGCCAGAGUAAAUGUUAUUAACAGGUAAUUUCCCUUUGAUCUUCCCCAUCCAGCACAAAGUUAACAUAAGUGGAAAUGAAUGGGUGUGGGGUAAGCCCUUUGAUGGGUCUCUAUCUCUUUCUAACUUAAUGGACUGGCCGGCUGCCUUCGGUCUGCCCCAAUAAAACCUUUCGGCCUCCCAAAAGGUUUGAGACUAUAAUCUAUAACUUUCCCUAAAUAUUUUCUGUAAUAUUUUGUCGCCACCCCGAGUGAAUAGCAACACACGAUUUCGCCAGAAUUCUGUCCCCCUCACAUGGAUGUGAGGCCUGUGUAAUUAGAACCCUGAGCUUAUGCAGGCCCCACACUUGGUUUAAUGUUCUGCUUUCACUGUUUUGAAAUUCUUAAUAAUUGAUGGACAAAGUUCCCCACAUUUUUUUUUCCUGUUCUGGCUUCUCAACAAGUCCCCCUAUUUUUAUUUUGCAGUGGUUCCUACAAAUUGGGUAGGUGCUACUGACUGCCACAGUAGAUCUAGGGUAUAGCCCAAGAUUUUGCAUUUCUGACAAGAUGCCAGGUGAUGCUGAUGCCUCUGGUCCGUGGGUCACACUUUGAGUAGCAAAGCUCAGUCUAAAGCGUGUUAGACCUAACAACUUGGAAGGAACCUGAAAGACAGUAUGGAGCCGACGUCCCGACAGCUGAAAUACUACUCAUCACAAACUGUUAAGUGAGACAUAAAUUUGGAUUUUUUUUUAACAUUCUGUAUUUUGGAGUAUCUUUGUUAAAGCAAGUUAGCCUUACCCUAACUAAAGGAAGUGAAGGAGAGCAGGUCGCACAGCUGUUCCGUCCUUUUCUAAUUUUGGAAAAAAUAUUGGAAAAAGCCUACAAGGCCUUUUUUGAGUGGUCAAAUCCAAGCUCAUGCUCUCUGGUUCGCUUCCUCUGGUGCUGGGGUGUGGGGGUGCUGACCGGAAUGGCCCUCCCGAUUUGAAGGGUUGGAGACUGACUUUGGAAGAAGACCUGUUUGACUUCUAGCCCAGACCAUGCAGUGCAGCCCAACUUACCAGAGUUCUGUCUUGAAGUUUGGGACCAAACCCCAACCAACAAUCGAGUACUGGUCAUUGUCCUCAGAACUGUCUCCACUGGGGACCCUGUGGGUUUGAUUGGGCAUAAGAUUCAUAUAGUCCUUGUAUUCCCUAACCAUCAAGGCCUUCAUAUUACCCUCAUUUUACCCCAACCUCUAACAAAGUACCUUUGUUGUAAAAAACCAAAAACGAGUUAUUUUAAACAAAAGAUGUAGUGUGUUACAAUCUUGCUGCUAGGAAUGACACCAUGUCCCUAAACCUAUUACUGCCCCAUAGCAUCCCUAAAUUCCUUCAGUGUCUUAUGGAGCACUGUGCUCCAGAUCAUGAUUCCCCCAGGAGUGGCAUCUGUGUGGGACUGCAAGGGUUAUGGUGGAUUUCCUUAGUCCAUGUGGUUUACAUUUCUCUGUCUCUCCCAGCUGCCCUGCCCCCCUCCCCAUCUUGGCUACCCUACCCAGUAUAGUUUCUUCUUGUCUCUUUUAUUCUCAGUCUAAGAUCCAAUCCAUUCCUUUGUUCCCAAGUGAACUUGCUGUGUCCAGACUUAACUUUCAAAAAGCAAAGCUUUGCAUUGUGUAUCAGAUGCGGCCUAUCAACUGCUUCAGACCUUCUGGCCCCCUCGUCUUUCUCCAGCCGUUGCUACAGUGAUGAGUUCCCCCACAGGCUUUGAUUUGUUUCAUGUAGGUACAACCUGGCAGCAUCUUGCUUUGGGUCUGCCCCGUGGACCUUCUGUUUCCUACUCCAGGUAGAUCCACUGGACACUCACAUGUGCCUAGACAAGAAAUGCAGAAAAGUGGGGCCACCCUUGACCAAAGGGAGACGGAAGCCAGUUGCUAGGUGCUUUUCUUUUUGGACUCCUGAUGGAGAGCACUGAGACACUUUUUACGAUGUUCCUCUGAAGGUCCCAGUGGCAUCAGUUAUGUGACUCUUAUGCAUGGCCAGCUCUAUAACGUGUCCCUGUAUUGGCCUUGCUCCUCACUGUUUUAUCUGCUGUCUCACUCCUGCUCCCCAGGUUUAUUCGCUGAAUAAAAUACCUGCA